Molecule: messenger RNA, 645 nt
Organism: Sclerotinia borealis F-4128
Lineage: Eukaryota; Fungi; Ascomycota; Leotiomycetes; Helotiales; Sclerotiniaceae
Source: the annotation of a GenBank genome assembly
AUGCAACCACUAGCUGCCAUCCCGAUGGCCUGUUCUUUCGUAACAUUCGUGCUCGGCAUGUUAUGUCUUUUCGCAGGCAAUAAACCUGGUUUCAUGGAGGAUUACCAUAUUAUAACACUCAAUACCUCAGAUGUCGGACAAAACCUCAUUCCCACAUCAAGCAGUGGUUCUAGCUCCACGCCCACAAUCGCAUCCCCAGUAGAAGUCAUUAGUAGCCUUGCCAACUUGAUCCCUCGUGAGCCCGGUAUUGGCGAUGACAUUGCAAAUGCACUCGGAGGUAUCGAAAAUGAUAUUGCGGGUAAACUUGCGAAGACACUGGGUAUUAAAGAAUGGUAUUCGCUACAUCUGAUGGACAUGUGCGAGGGAACAUAUACACCAAACGCCACUGCCAGGGGCGCAAAAUAUAACGUGAGCUCUUGCACAAACCAAACCGCCAUGUACCAUGUCGACAUAAACUCCAUAAUCUCCGAACAACUAUCCAUCGGUGGCGUCCACUUGAAACUCAGCGAUAUAGGCUGGUCCUCCAAAAUUCAAGAUGGUCUCGACGCACUCUCCACGCCCUCAACGCUACCUUCGUAUUCUACUGCAUUGGUGUCACAGCCGCCGGCCUCGCAUUCCUCACUUCCCUCGCCGCCAUUUUUAUAA